Paramisgurnus dabryanus is the source of this 2602-nucleotide messenger RNA. It is a transcript of the gene tacr1b, whose product is annotated as tachykinin receptor 1b. Gene Ontology annotation, biological process: positive regulation of flagellated sperm motility; G protein-coupled receptor signaling pathway. Lineage: Eukaryota; Metazoa; Chordata; Actinopteri; Cypriniformes; Cobitidae. Gene Ontology annotation, cellular component: plasma membrane; sperm midpiece. Gene Ontology annotation, molecular function: substance P receptor activity. The record is from RefSeq and is a predicted model, not a curated record.
UCGGGAUUCUGCAUGCGGCUUAUCAUAAACAUGCAUUUGUGACUCCUGGCACGAGAAUAUUAAGAUAUUUUCGGAUUUACUUUUUCCAACCCAAACACACCCUUAACUUUUUCAGUGGCAUGCUUAUUUAUUGAUCAUGGAUCCUCUUUACAUCACUUGGGAAAACUCCACCAAUGGUUCACGUGUGAAUGACACGGAUGUUUUCUCGAACCAGUUCGUUCAGCCGGUCUGGCAGGUGGUUCUGUGGGCCGUCGCGUACUGCUGUAUAGUUCUGGUGUCGGUGGUUGGGAACAUCACUGUCGUUUGGAUCAUUUUAGCACACAAACGCAUGAGGACCGUCACCAACUACUUUCUGGUGAAUCUCGCGUUUGCUGAAGCGUCUAUGUCCGCUUUCAACACCGUCAUUAACUUUGUGUAUGCGGUACACAAUGAUUGGUACUUCGGUCUGGUUUACUGUCAAUUUCACAACUUCUUUCCCAUAGCAGCAGUCUUCGCCAGUAUUUACUCAAUGACAGCUAUAGCACUGGACAGGUAUAUGGCUAUCAUCCACCCACUCCAGCAGCGUCUGUCAUCCACUGAGACUAAGUUAGUAAUCGGGGUGAUCUGGGCUCUGGCACUGUUGCUGGCUUUCCCUCAAUAUUAUUUCUCCAGCACCGCUAAGCUGCCAGGACGAGUCGUGUGCUACAUCAACUGGCCAGAGUACAACGUGUGGGAUUUUCAGAAGAUGUAUUAUGUCUGUGUGGUUAUUCUCAUCUACGUUCUGCCUUUGAUGGUCAUGGGAUGUGCGUACCUGGUGGUGGGCUGCACUCUGUGGGCCGGUGAGAUUCCCGGAGACUCCUCGGAUCGCUAUCGAGAGCAGCUAACCGCCAAACGAAAGGUGGUGAAGAUGAUGAUUGUGGUCGUGUGCACCUUCGCUGUCUGCUGGCUGCCGUAUCACGUCUACUUCCUGUUGCAUCAGUUCUUUCCCAACCUGUUUGAGGAACGUUACAUCCAACAGGUGUAUUUGGGAAUUAUGUGGCUUGCAAUGAGCUCUACGAUGUACAAUCCCAUCAUCUAUUGUCUGCUCAACGACAGGUUUCGAGCUGGAUUUCAGCAAGCAUUCUUCUGGUGUCCAUGCGUUCAUCGAGUCACACAUGAAGGUCUGGAGCUCAAAUCAACUCGAUAUCUACAGACCCAGGCGAGCAUCUGCCGCACCAGCCGAAUGGAGACGACAAUAUCCGCGGUGAUGCCGGCUGGAGAGGUCAACCUGCAAGAAAAUCAAAAUCGAUUUUCAAUAGAUCUCACAACCAACGGUUCUUCACGGAGCGCAUCCAAGACUGUAUCAGAGUCCUCCAGCUUUUAUUCUAGUAAUAACUUAGCUUUGUAAAUGCUUUCAGUGUAUUUCUAAAAAAGAUUCACGUUGUAGGGAUCAAGAUCAGAGGUCCAACAAACGAAAAGAGAUUUCCAGGUUGACUUGGAUGAAGGCUAAUGUGUUUAGUAUAUCAUACAUACUCUCUAUUUUGUUUUUGGUGAACUACCUAAAACAGAAGGACAUUUGAUAUUCUUCAAGAACAAUAUUUUCUUGUCUCUUGUUGCAUUCGAGCGACAGUACUGAGCAGCUGACCGGCAAUCAUCCCCAGAGGAAUUUUCCUGACAAGUACUUGUUCCAGCAUUCCAGGAUUCCAGGAUUUGUUUAGGAAACCAGACCAGCUGAUGCCCCUAGCAACUAUUUGUCAGGCGUCCAUCAAGGUUACAGCGAUUUGUUGGUGAUAUGAUAGCCAUGCAGAAGGGUUCGCACCUGUUGCCGAAUAUUACUGCACUACAAAGGCGACAAAAGAUUUGUAUUGAAGGCUCGUGGUAUAUAUAGCACAGAGAGGAGGGAUAAACAGACAGUAUACAAAUAUAGCAGCCUUCUAUUAUGUAAUUAUAUUAAAGACUUUGUGUAUUUUAAGCAUGUUGAUAAGCAUCAGUACUGCCUUUGCCUAAUAGAGGACACACUAAUAUCAUAUGUUUAAAAGUUUGUAUAUUUCCAAAACUGUGUCUUCUGUAUUAAAAAUGAUGUUUUUGCAGCGACGGAUUAGACAGAGCAUCAUCUUGACGUCUGUGUGUAAUAUUGUUUGUGCUUUACGUGCCUCUUUCAGCUGUAAGGCCGAGUAAAAUUGUAGUGGCUCUCGCUUUGUGGCGCAGGUGCGAGCGCUGCUUUGAUGCGUCCAGAGGAACAAAGAUUCGCCAGUACUGCACCUUUUGAACUGCUUCACAGCUGCAUGCAUUACUGCGAUAUCUCAACCCUUCUGACAGACACGUGUUUAGAGUCGCGCUGUGCUUUUAGACUGUUAAAGGUGUCGUAUACAGAGCCUUGCUUAGAUCUGAUUCAACAUACUGCACUGUCAGAAGAAUUGGGAAAAAAUUGUGCCUAGCUGUCACCAGGCCGGUCCCCAAAAAGUACACCUAAAGAAUUCAUAUUAUUACCUCAGAAUAUUGCAAAGAGUUUAUACUAGUACUUCAAAGAUACAUAUAAACAUCUUUACAUAAAUGGUACAUGUUGGGACCUUUAUAAAGAGUACUGUCCCAGUGACAGCUUCGGACCAUUUUUUGAAAUAUUUUCCUGCACUGCAAAAAAUUA